Messenger RNA from Vicia faba (fava bean), 867 nucleotides. NCBI's taxonomy places the organism in Eukaryota, Viridiplantae, Streptophyta, Magnoliopsida, Fabales, Fabaceae. The record is from the annotation of a GenBank genome assembly.
AUGGAAGUUAUGAGAGUACAAACCUUGGCUAUUAACCAGCUGAGGGAGCUUCCACCGCAAUUUAUUCGUUCAGAUAAUGAAAGACCCGAGAACACAAAAGCAUUGGAUGGUGUUAAUGUGCCUAUCAUCUCAUUGUCUCAACCACAUCAUAUUUUGGUGGCAAAAAUAACUGAAGCUGCUUCUGAUUGGGGUUUCUUUGUCAUCAUCGAUCAUGGUAUAUCGUCAAAACUCAUCCAAAAUUUGCAAGAUGUGGGUCAAAAGUUCUUUUAUCUACCUCAAAAGGAGAAAGAGGUGUAUGCAAAUGAUCCAUCUAUUGGUAUGUUUGAGGGGUAUGGGACUAAGAUGACCAAGAAUUUAGAAGAAAAGAUUGAAUGGUUGGAUUAUUAUUUUCAUCUCAUGUCCCCUCCUUCUCGGGUCAAUUAUGAGAUGUGGCCCAAAAAUCCUUCUUCCUACAGGGAAGUAACAGAAGAAUACAAUAAAGAGAUUUUAAGAGUGACAAACAAUAUCUUGGAGCGUUUAUCUGAAGGGCUAGCAUUGGAGAGUAAUGCUUUGAAGUCUUGUUUGGGAGGCCUUCAAGUUUGGAAGGAAAAUAACUGGGUGGCAGUAAAUUACUUGCAAAAUGCACUCUUUGUGCACAUUGGUGACCAACUUGAAGUGUUGAGCAAUGGAAAGUACAAGAGUGUAUUGCACAGAAGCUUGGUGAACAAGGAACGCAAGCGCAUGUCCUGGGCUGCAUUUGUUUCUCCUCCACAAGAAGUUAUGGUUGGGCCUCUUCCUAUGCUCGUCAAUGAUCAAAAUCCGCCCAAAUAUUCAACAAAAGCCUAUGCCGAGUACCGCUAUCGCAAAUUCAACAAAAUUCCACAAUAG